AGAGAACUUGAAGAAAACGUAGACAAGAAAGUCAAGAAGUCAGAUAAACAGACCAAUAAGGAUGGUACAGAAUAUAAAAUUGGUGGCUUGCCUUACUUCAAAGACAAAUCUGGGAAUAUGCCACCAUUUAAUGAAGAUGUAAAGCUGAAGGAACAGAUGAAUGAAGAAAAACAGCAUGUGAGACCAAAAAGCAGCUGGACAAAGAAGCAAAGGAAAGAACUGGUUGAUGCUGUAAAAUUAGAUGCCAUGGAACAAGCUCUCAGGCCAUUACUUAGCAAGCAAGAAGUAGAGAUGGAGAAAUUGUCAAGAUGUAAAAAUUCAGAGGAGAUCACAGAAGCCAAGGAUAGAAUAGAAAAACUGCAACAAGAAAUAAGAUUAAAGCAGAAUACUCCAGGUGAUGAUUUGUUGAAGACCGUUGAUAACAACAAGAUUGAUUUUCUGAAAAUUUCAUGCUCCAAUUUUAACAAUAAAUUCAGUGCUUCGGAGUGCAUGAGUAUGUGGAAUGCAGUUUUACAGCCUGGCAUUAACCGCAGCAAGUGGACAGCUAAAGAAGAAGAAGAAUUGAUCAAAUUGGCAGAAAAAUAUCAAAAAAGAAAUUGGGACAAAAUUGCUGAGGAGUUAAAGUCAAACAGAACACCCUACCAGUGUUUGCAGCAUUUUCAAGAAAACCAUUUCGCCAGUGUUCCCAUUGAGUGGACAGAGGAGGAAGAUGAAUUACUGAAAGAAGUAGUCGAGACUUGUACAUUUGGUAAAGGUAGAAUCAAGUGGCAUCAAGUUGCCUACUAUAUUGAUGGUAAGAGUGCGGACCAUUGUAGGUCUAGAUGGAACAGAAUUGAUCCAAAUAGAACUUUAGGCAGAUGGACAAAAGAAGAGGAUAUGCAACUGUUAGAUGGUAUACAAAUACAGGGAGGUGUCUUGAAUUGGGCAAAGAUACAGGAGCACGUACCUACAAGAUCUGCAAAUCAGUGCAGGGAGAGGUUUGUUAGUCGUAUGAGUGGAGAUAUACUAUACAAGCAGUGGACAUAUGAAGAUGAUAAGAAGUUGUUGAUGUUAUAUGAAGACUAUGGAUCGAAUUGGGUGAGAAUUGCACAGGAGUUUGAUGGUCGUAGUGACAACAUGGUUCUGUUGAGACACCAGCGUCUUGUCAAAUGGCAACGGAUGUCGGAGGCAUUUUUUAGUCAACCUGUAAAGGUACAGAGGGAAUUGAAACACCAGGCAUUUAGAAUUCUAAGAACUGGCGAGGUAGUGCCGAAGCCAGGUCUAUUGCUCCGUUUAGGUAGGAAUGGUGCAUUUAGGAAUUCUGUGAGGCCAAAAAGGAAGCAAAAAUACAAGUCAGAAAUACAGCGAUUAAAGGAUAUUGGAGGACGGUUGACUGCAGAUUUAGAUGCGGAUAAUGAUGAUGAAGUGAAAGAUGACUCUGACGAUGAUGAUGAGGAAGAUGACAAUGAUGAUGAUGAUGAUGAGGAGGAAAUGGACAAACCAAUGAAAUUGUUACAGGAUAGCCUGGAUGCCUUUGCCAUCUUAUACAAUAUAGAGGCGCAUGAUUAUUUCAAACAGAUUGUCGAUAGGAAAGAUGGUGACAUAGUCGUGCCGAGACCGCCGCCCAUCAAGAAGAAUAAAAUGAACCUUGGUCUCAGUCUGUGGAAGAAACACGAUUGUCUUCACAACGUUGUUGCUGCACAGAUUGAUCUGUAUGUAAAACAAUUACAGGAGAAGUUGCAUGAAGGCAGCGACGGCAGUACUGCCAUCGAGCUGAAUCUGUAUGAACAGAUCUCAAAGAAUAUCAAAAUAGGAAGCGAAGACAAGAGGCAGAUGAUAGCAAAAGCUUUCAAGGGAAAGAAUCCAUGUAAUUUGUCUGUUCGAGAACUUCUCAAUAUCUCUAGAUGUAUAAAAGACCAUGGUAAACCACCAAAAGAUGCCAAACAUUAUGACGUGGAGCCAUGGGAGGUGGAGACAAGUGAGGAGGAGAAAGGGGCGGAGACUUCAUCUGAAAGUGAAAAUGAGGAGGACUUUCAAGAAGAAGAGGAGGAGCCUAAGAAAAAGAAACGCCCAUUGUCUGAGAAGCAGAAAGCUCACCAUAAGCAGUUGUCAAUAAAUAUGAAAAAUCAAAGUAACAUAAACUACCAAAUCAAACAUCUUGUUCUCAGUAAAAUGGACUCCAGGGAGGUGAAUAAACGAGUACGAAGGAAACAGUUCUUAAUGUAUCCCAAGUCAAUACUAAUGAAGUACAAAGGUCUGGACGAAGAAAGGCGAAUGAAUAGGAAAUCACUUGUUCUGCUGAUGAAGUCACUAGAUUUCAACUCAAGGAAGGCCUAUUUCAAGGCUUGGAAAGGAAAGCGUAAACUUUCCGCUCUCGCUAUGCUUAAAGCUACGGAGAAGUUCAAUUUAAGAAGAGCAAAAACUAGACGACAGAAACAAGAAAUACAGGAAGCGGCGAAAAGCGAGACGAACAUAAACACUGAACUGAGCGAAGUGUCCGAAUACUUGUUAGACCUGAAUGAUGAGUUGAAGAUUAACGUUAAUGAUAAUGCUAACAUAGAAAAGAUGUUGGCGGAGGAGGAAAAUUUGCAAGAUCGGCAACAUUAUGGUUACAAUAAGUCCUUGCCAUAUAUACCUCCGAACAGAACAAAUCUGCUUGGGAUGAAGACUCUGCUGUUGGAACACAGGUCUCUGAUAGAUCAGGCUGGGAUGUAUUUUAACACAGAUGAGUUGAAGAAAAAACUUUACGUGUUAAAGGAGAGAGGACCAAAUCCUUUGAUGAGCGUCUUGAAUGCAAUAGGAAAAACGGAGAGUGCUGCUAGGAAACGAGAUGAUGACCGAAAGUAUACUCCAAACCCGAAAGUGUGUAAAAAGCAGAUGGACGAUGUUCGAAAAACAACGGCUUAUAAGAAACUGAAGGCAAGGUUUCAGUCAAUAUUUACAUGGCCAGCACUUUUGGCAACCAUUCAGCCGCCUAAAGGGAAUCCAUUACCACUAGCUUUGCAGGAUUUCAGACAAAAGUCAGAGGUUGUCGAGGAACCACAAGAACCGGAAGUUGUUCUAGAGACUGAGAAUGUUGAGGAAGACUUGGACGGUCUUCCUGAAGAAGAAGCUGUGGAGAAACUUGUCGAUAAAAUCAUGGAAGAAUACGAGAAGGAAAGAGCAAAACGGAAAAGACAUUUAACUACAAAGAAGCAUCGUAACUUUUCUGAGAAAAGGAAAAAAGCUUUUGUGGACAAAGAACGCACAAAAAUUCUGAAACGGCUAGGCUUGUUUGAAAAGAUGCAAGAGUUUAAAAGACGACGACUCGAAGCUGCUCAGGGUAAUGUCUCUCCAACGCCUUCUUUGCCUUCUACAUCAAAUGCUAGACCAUCAGCUACAUCAACUGUUACUUCAUCAACUAUUACUUCAUCUGAUGUAGUACACAGCCAGUCAUCAACCGUUACAUCCUCAGCUACUGAAUCAGCUCUUUCACCAAAUGUUACUUCAGCUGAUGCUGUACCUGGUACGUCAGAUGCUUUAGCAGUGGUUGAGGAAACGGAUGCAGAGUGUAAGGUAGAUGUCAACGAAGUCAGUGCUCCGUCAUAUAAUUCUACAGAUUUGCUUGAACAACCCAGUGUAAAUGAUACUUCAGCCAUGACUAGUAAUGUGAUAGGAGAACCUAUGAGUACCUCAGAAAGCUGUCAUGAUGAUUUGAUACCAGAUGAUCCUAAUGCGACACCUUCAAAUGGAAAUACAGGAACUGUUGGAAAAAGAAAGAGAGGGAGACCAGCAGGUUCUAAGACCAAAUGUUAUUCUAACACAAGCCCUGUCAGGAAGUCGCACCGUACAGCAGACACAACCACGGUCGUUAAACUGGAACAAGAUUAUGAAAUGUCACCUCAAAAGAAGACUUCACAUUCCAAGAGGGGAGCCCAGUAUACCCUUAUGCGCACUUUGAUCCCAGAUAAGAUGGGCAAGAUUGCUGCAAAGAUUUCAGAUUUACCAAUCCUGAACGAGCCUCUCCCAGAGAUUCCGGUUAAACCAUUGAAGAAAAUUAAAGUGGAGAAGCCCCCGAAAGAAAAGCAACGGGUCAAAAAAUCAAAGUUUGUACGGGAUAUAGAAAAGAAUGCGGAUAAGAAAAAAUCUGGCCCAAAAACAAAUCGUUUGUUAAGACAGUUGCAGGAGUCUGAAGCUGAAAAGGCAAGUGCAACGUUUGUGAUAAAGUCUGAACCUAUUGACGCAGAAGGUGAGGGGAGUGCAGAAGAUACCGAUAGUUAUAAUAGUUUCACUGUUACUGAACUCGAAAAUGCAAACAGUAUUUCUGGAAUGGUAGAAACAAGUGUUGAAAGAAUGGAAACUGAUGCUGAGGGAUUUGAAAUAAAUGCUGGAAGAGUGGAAACAAAUUCUAAAAAGGAAGAAUCAAGAAAGAUCAAGACUGCAAGAACUGUAAGAAUGGCACAGAACAGCCAAGAAAAGUAUUAUGAAGCUGUAGGUGAAGAACAAAAUUCUGUUGAUGCUCCAACUACAGAGUGUCCACAAAAUAAUGGUAACAAUUACACUGAGAGUGUUUCUGAAAGUGAUAGUGCAAAAAAUGCUACUGUUGAAAAUCCAAAUGUUCAACAGGAUAAUAGAUCAGUUGGGAAUGCUAAAGAUGUUCGGGAACCAUUGAUUAUAGCUUUACCUGUGAUGAUCGCAGGGGUGCAACAAGUGGCCUGUAUACCAUUCUAUCCUGACAGUGAAGGGAAAAUAACAUUACCCAAUGGUGUCAAAAUAGAUGCAGCUGGUGUUUCGAAUCAAAAUGCUCCGUCCUUGCCAGUGAUAAAUUUUGAUCAACCAUUUCAAAUAGUCAAUCCUAGACAGCAAUCAGGCACUGUUCCGUCAGCUGGGCAGCAAGUAUCUUGUGUUAAUGAUCAGGAUAAUAUGAUCCCUGAUCCUAAACAGACUGUAGCUGCCCCGCAAGGCAGUGUGUCUGUACUCAAUCCAAAAGUAAUUCAAUCAGGGCGAGAAAAGCAAAUAUCUGGUCAAAGUAUUUCAUUACUGAAUAAAAGUAUAACUGUUAAAAACUCAACUGCAACAAAAACUAAUGCAGGGCAGAGUAGCUCUAUAUGUUCUAAAUAGUAAAAUUUGAAGAGAGAAAAAAAAAUGUCAUUUAAAAUAAAUAGGGUGCCAAAGUUCAAGAUUUACAUAGCGUACAAUUUCAACUUCAAGAACUAGUGUUAAAUAACAUAAAUAUAAAUACAAGAAAUGUGAGAUACCUGCUUUGUUGAUAGAAGACUUUUCAUCUAACAUUUAUUAGAAAAUGCACCUCAUUUUGUUACAGCAAUGUAUAUAUAUAUGUUGGUUUAAGAGGUCAUAUUUAAAUCUGAAUGCAAAAUAGUUCAUGCCUUGUCUACAACGAAUUAAAUGAUCUUAUGCCUUUGCGUGACAACCAUAACUCUGUCAUAUAUCUAUAUAUUAAUAAUAAACUUACACAUUUUUAGUUCAUAGGAAAUAAUGGAGUAGUUGCCUGUAUUUCUUUAAGGGCUGACAAUCCCAGAAAGUGAUAAGUAAUACAUAAUGGUUAUUAAACAUUUAAAAUAAGCGAGUGUACACCGGAAUCACAUAUAUUGAUAAAGUAUUUCUAAAAUUAGUCAGAAAAAGAUAUUCUUCUGUUUAAGGAAGCAACUGACUGUGCA
Ruditapes philippinarum (Manila clam) is the source of this 5636-nucleotide messenger RNA. RefSeq lists its product as uncharacterized. Lineage: Eukaryota; Metazoa; Mollusca; Bivalvia; Venerida; Veneridae. The record is from RefSeq and is a predicted model, not a curated record.